CGUUGCCAAGUUUACCUCUAGAGUAAGAAAGGGAGGACUUUCACCUGUGAUCGUAGUUCUUGGGGACUUCUUUAGUCUGUAUGACUAUUUCCGCUGGUUUGAUGACUAUCAUCUGCGCCUCUUUGAUCAGAUCAGGCUCGAGACUCGGCAUCAGCACAACCCUAGAGGUACCUCGACGCCUUUUCACCCCGCACAUCCACUUGCUAUUUUUCUGCUUCAGCUAUAUCAAGAUGAACUAUAGCCUUACCCUCAUAUAUUCUGCUGCUCUUAGCCACCGUCCUUCCAAAAUUUGACAGUGUCCCUACUUCCUUUCAAUCCUUACUCCCUCAUCCACAAGUCCAUAACAACAAUAACAAAAUGUCACGAACAUCAAGAACCCUCACAAACACAGACCUGGCCUUCCUCCUCUGCACCACAGCAGGCACAGCUUCCCAGACCAAGGGAAAAGUCAGCCGAAACUUCAGCCUCUCAUUCGAAACCGAUUACGGCCUCGUGCUUUCCCUCAAGCCCGAUGAUUCCAUCACCAUCGCUCUCCGCAAACCACCACCAGCACCUCAAAAUCAGUACAUCGACCCCUUUGACAGUGCCACACCCAUCCAGUCACAACGGCUAUAUGCACUCUCGCCAGUCUCCCCCGUUUCCGUUCCCACUCACUCACAUGGGAGUAUCGAUGGAGUGCUGUUCAGUCCAUUGGGCUUGGUGGGGACAGGCGGGGCGACCAUAACACCCGCUAGACAAAGCCAAAACCACAACCAAACCUCAAGUAUGCGAAACAUAGCAACAAGCAAAUCCAACUCACCUUCACCAAAGAUCAAAUACUACAUCCGUCCCGGCCUAGACGCCAAGUGUUCCUCGCACAUGUAUUACACCGCUUCCGCUUCCGUUUCCGCUUUUACCCAACCUCAAGCUCAAGCUCAACAUCAACCUCAACCUCAACAUCAACAUCAACCAAGCGACGGCAGCAGCAGCAGAAAGUUCAAACUCCGCCUCCACCGCGUCAAAGAAUCCCACCUCCAAUCCCUCUACCACCACCCCUCCCCCUCCCCCUCCAGCUCACAUACCAACUCCUCCAACUCGUGGUUCGACUCCUACCUAGAUUGGAUAGACAGGUUGGAAGAUGCAUGUGCGCUUGCCCAACAGCGACAGCGACAACAACAUGAACCGCAAACCCCAACGACUCCAUGCACUGCCGUACCUCUAUCACCAACAGGCAGAAGAGAUCAGGCAAAGGAAGGGUCAGGGCCCUUCACAGACGAAGGAGAAAAGUCCCUCUGGUUGGUUGAGGGGUUGCUCCUCGCCAGCUGGCUGUCGUUGCAGGAAGGGGUGGAAGGGGUGGAGUAUGUGCCGUUACCUUCGAGUGAGGUGUACCGGUUGGAGCAUGUGCAGGGGAAUAAUGCUGGGGUCAUGAUGGGGAGGUUAUUGGAGAGGAUUGGGGCCGGAGAGUAGACGGGCCUUCGAGGAGCUUGGUUGGAUGCAAACAUCAAGAGCGUGAUGGCGACCUCGAACAAAGACAUCAUCGAUGAGAACUACGCUGGAGACAAACCGUAGCGACUGGUGCCGGUUGCGAGGAUAUUGUAAGAACAUAACAUAUAAAUUUUGGUUCUAGGGGAAUCGUGCAUCGUUCAUCAUCAACAACACCCUGACCUUCUGACUUCGGAGCUCACCAAACCAUCAAAGCCAAAAAAAAAAAAAAAAAAAA
Messenger RNA from Neurospora tetraspora, 1699 nucleotides. RefSeq lists its product as uncharacterized. NCBI's taxonomy places the organism in Eukaryota, Fungi, Ascomycota, Sordariomycetes, Sordariales, Sordariaceae. Bases 358 to 1446 code for a protein of 362 amino acids. The transcript has a single exon. The record is from RefSeq and is a predicted model, not a curated record.